AUGCGCUCGCCUAUUCGCUCAAGCCGAUACGAAGAACCACGUUCCCGGGUGAAUAGCCCUCCCCCACGACGAUACUCUCCGCCACGAGACUAUAGGCGCAGGUCACCUUCGUUGAGACGCGAACGCCCCGACCCGUAUACUGCCGAUACUUGGAGGAGUCGUAGGUCGCCUUCUCCAGCGCGGCCAACCUACACUUCAAAUGAGCCAUCAGGCAGAGACUCUGCCGCUACCUCGCGCCGCUCUUCCCCGCCACCUAUCCAUCCUAGCCGGGCCGCACUCGUGGAGGACCUCCCUGUUAGAGAACCUGCUUCAGCACCAAGAUCACCUUUUCGAGAGCGGCUUCCCGAAAGAGGCCGAGACUUUAGUCGUGAGCGAGAACGAUCCCCUCCACGUCGCAGAGAGAGCCCUCCGACUGGGCCGCGUGGGGACCGAGACUUUGCGCCUCCAACAGGUCCUUCUUCAUCGUAUCGCAAUGGUGAAGGCAACUUUGCUAGAGCGCCCCCAACUGGCCCUUCCAGUCGCAGCUAUCCCUCGCCUGCCAUAUCCCCACCAGCAGGUCCAUCAAACUCGACAGCGCUACCUCCCACAUUUCCUCGAGGAAGUAACCCCGUUUUAGCGGCUCCAACACGGCCACGCGGUGGAGGUCGCGGUUUUGGUGGGUACGAAGGACGAGGAGAUUUCUCUGGAUCCUCUUCACGCAGAGGGUCAUGGGGCGCAGGACCUCGGGGAGGAGGCUACUAUGGCGGCGCACCAUCCGGUCCUCGUGGUAGCAGCAGCGGUCCCGGUGGAGCAGCGCCUUUUGCGCCCUCUUUCCGCGGCUCAAACAACUCUACCGCUACAACGUAUCCACGUACAAUGCGUUUCCGCGACCAUCUAGCCGAUCUACCAAAAGAGAUUCCUGGAGGCCAGAAAGCCCCUGAGAUGUAUGACAAGAGUAAGAUUCUGAAACUAGAGGCAGAGGCACAGAAGCUUAGGGAAUUGAUUGAUAAGAAGGAGGAUGCAAAGAGGCAGAAGCUGAGGGAGUGGGACGGUCUUGAACGUGAAGCUGAGACAGCUCAGUUGAAGGUGGACUUGGCUGAAAGCUCGCUGAGGGGUCUGAAUGGUGAAGCAGAUGUGCGCGACGCCUUCUAG
Messenger RNA from Bipolaris zeicola 26-R-13, 1131 nucleotides. RefSeq lists its product as uncharacterized. The record is from RefSeq and is a predicted model, not a curated record. NCBI's taxonomy places the organism in Eukaryota, Fungi, Ascomycota, Dothideomycetes, Pleosporales, Pleosporaceae. Bases 1 to 1131 code for a protein of 376 amino acids. The transcript has 2 exons.